Ctenocephalides felis (cat flea) is the source of this 3681-nucleotide messenger RNA. RefSeq names its product phospholipase D1-like. The record is from RefSeq and is a predicted model, not a curated record. Bases 128 to 3373 code for a protein of 1081 amino acids. Gene Ontology annotation, biological process: cell motility; intracellular signal transduction; phosphatidic acid biosynthetic process. Lineage: Eukaryota; Metazoa; Arthropoda; Insecta; Siphonaptera; Pulicidae. The transcript has 18 exons. Gene Ontology annotation, molecular function: D-type glycerophospholipase activity; phosphatidylinositol binding.
CUCAGUUCCAUUUAGUGCUGUACAUCUGCCUCCUGUCAAGUUUAAGUCGAUACAACGAAAGGUGUUCAUACCAGGAGUAGAAAUUUUGGUACAGAUUACAGAUUUUGAAAGAAAUGUGACGACCCAUAUGCUUAAUCCUAAUUUAUAUACGAUAUUACUACAGCAUGGCGAAUUCAAAUGGGAGAUACGAAAAAGGUACAAACACUUUCAGCAUCUUCAUCAGCAAUUGAGAUUAUUCAGAGCAUCUUUAAAUAUUCCUUUUCCUACAAAAACACACAAAGAACGAAGGACAUCUUUUAAAAACACACUCAACAGUCAUAUGUUAGGUACAGAAACAAAUAAAGUCAAAACCAAACGAAGAAGAGGAGCAUUACCCAGGUUUCCGAAUAGACCAGAAGCACUUGUAGGCGAAGAAGGUCUUCAGAACAGGAUGAGACAACUCGAGGACUAUCUUUACAAUCUUCUUAACAUAAGCUUUUAUCGAAACCAUCAUGAAACUGUAGCUUUCCUAGAAGUAUCCAAUUUGUCGUUCAUCCGAGAUCUGGGCGACAAAGGAAAAGAAGGUAUGGUUCUAAAAAGGACAGGAUCAACUCAACCUGGACAGUCAGGUUGCACGUGUUGUGGCCUUGCUCAAAAUACAGUUUGUGUUAGGUGCAAUUACUUUUGCACUGAUGUCGUGUGCGCCAAAUGGAAGACUAGGUGGUUUUUUGCCAAGGACUCUUGUUUUGGAUACAUCAGGCCGGAGGAUGGCACAGUAAGGUCCGUGAUGUUGUUUGACCAAAGUUUUGAAGUUUCUUCAGGCAUGUACUCAACUGGUCUUCGAAACGGUCUUCAAAUUAUAAACAGCAAUCGACAAAUGGUCAUCAAAUUGUGGACCAGGAGGAAAGCCAGGGAGUGGAUGAAUCAUCUCAAAAUUAUAGCAAACAAUGAAGCUCGAGAUUUUACAUCACCCAACCCUCAUGGUUCUUUUGCACCAGUCAGGAAUGCCAUAAGUUCUCGAUGGUAUGCAGAUGCCAGUGAUUAUAUGUGCCAUGUAGCCGAUGCUUUAGAUGGAGCCAAAGAAGAAAUUUUCAUAGCAGAUUGGUGGUUGACGCCAGAAAUUUAUAUGAAGAGGCCUGCACUGAGUGGAGAUUACUGGAGAUUGGAUAAAAUACUCAAGCGGAAGUCGAAACAAGGUGUGAAAAUAUUUGUUUUACUCUACAAAGAAGUGGAAAUGGCUUUAGGAAUAAACAGCUAUUACAGCAAACAGAAACUAGUCGAAGAUAGUGAUAUUAAAGUUAUACGACAUCCAGAUCACGCCAGUGCUGGUGUUCUAUUAUGGGCUCAUCACGAAAAAUUAGUCUGCGUUGACCAGUCCAUAGCUUUCCUGGGAGGUAUAGAUUUAUGUUAUGGAAGAUGGGAUGAUCAUAAACACAGACUAACAGAUAUGGGCAGUGUCUCCCAAUCUGCAACACUCCAAAAUAAUGGAAAGAGCCUUUUGGAUAGAACUAACAGUUCAUCUACGAGUAAAAUUAGUUUUAGUGGCAAGAAUUUUCCAAAUACGACACCUACUGGAAACAGAAAUUCUACAAUACUCUCUUUAGCGGAAUCGACUAAGGAUAUCAGUGCUGCAUUUGUUAACACUAUAAAUUCAGAAAGUAGUAGUGUCGAUAAGCUUCCUGUAUUAGAACCAGGCGAUAAACUUCUCAUAACAAAACCUCCUGAUAAAUUCACAUCGCCUGAUGAUCGAUUGAUGAUGUUGAGUGGUGAGAAAAGGCCAAGUUUUUUGGAAAAGCAACAGCCGAAGUGCAACACCCCAGAAGCACAAAGGAAGAAUGUUUUGGAAAAAAUCAAAGACAAGGGAAAAGAUCUAAUCCACAUGUUCAACACCGACCAUGAUCUGGACGCAAAGAAUCUAGACAAAAAUUUAUUCUACACGCAAAAUGAACAAAUCAGUGAUUCCCCUGGUGGCCAAAAAGGUGAUCAAAAAUCCAAAAAAAAAUUGUCGAAGAAGAACGAACACGAUGAAUUUGUUAACAGUUUGGACGGCCAAGCUAAAUAUUGGAUUGGAAAAGAUUACUGCAAUUUUAUUAUUAAGGAUUUCGAAAACUUGGAUCUUCCAUACGUCGAUUUGGUUGAUCGAUGCACCACUCCCAGAAUGCCCUGGCAUGAUAUAGCCGUGUCAAUUUGUGGUUCAGCAGCCAGGGAUGCAGCAAGGCAUUUUAUCCAACGUUGGAACGUCUGCAAAUUUGAGAAACAACGAGAGAAUCCUUCGUAUCCUUAUUUACUUCCGAAAAGUUAUCGGGACUGGGCUUGGAGCCAGGAUCUUGAGGACGAGUUUGAGAAGAUUGUAGGUGAAGGAGCUUAUAAAGUUACUUGCCAGGUUUUAAGGAGUGCAAGUUGCUGGAGCUGUGGUUUUCUUGAACACGACCAUGUCGAGCAGAGCAUUCAUGAGGCUUAUGUUCAAACAAUAUCGAGGGCUCAGCACUAUAUUUAUAUUGAGAAUCAAUUUUUCAUCACUCUUGCUAUGGGCAAUGAUUCAAGGGUUAAGAACCAAAUUGGAGAAGCUUUGUAUAAAAGAAUUAUGAGAGCCCACAGAGAAAAUGCUGUAUUUAGAGUUUAUGUCGUUAUGCCUUUGUUGCCUGCCUUUGAGGGUGAAAUUGGAGCACCUUCUGGAGCAUCACUUCAUGCCAUCACUCAUUAUAAUUAUGCGUCCAUAUCCAGAGGUAAGGAUUCACUCAUACAACGAUUAAAAGAUUCAGGAAUUGAACACCCAGAAGAUUAUGUAUCGUUUCAUGGAUUAAGAACUCAUGGAGCAUUACCUAUUGAUGGUGCACCAGUAACAGAACUUGUCUACGUGCAUUCUAAAUUACUGAUUGCUGAUGAUAAAACUGUUAUUUGUGGAUCGGCCAACAUCAAUGAUAGGUCUAUGUUGGGGAUAAGAGACUCUGAGAUGGCUGUUAUUAUACAGGAUGAAGCCUUUGAAGAAGGUACAAUGAAUGGAGAAGUAUUUCCUUGUGGAGUCUAUGCAGGAUCGUUGAGAAAACAUUUAUUCAAAGAGCACCUAGGUCUUUUGGAUUCCGAUCAGGAUCAUCUCAGGUACGAUAUCACAGAUGCAACCCAUGAUGCCUUCUGGCACGACGUCUGGCGUCGAGUCUCCAGAGACAAUACAGAAACGCACGAAGCAGUAUUUCGUUGUCUUCCAACUGACCAAGUCAAAGACUUCAAGGAAUUGGCUCGAUAUCAAAGAGUCGAAGUGGGUCAGGCUUUGGCCAAAUUGGAACCUGCUAGGGGCAACUUGGUGGACUUUCCCUUAAACUUUCUUGCCAAUGAAGUGUUGACGCCUUCCGGUUAUUCCAAAGAAGGAAUGCUGCCGACAUCCAUCUGGACUUAAAAUUUAGGAUAGUCUUCAUGAAAUUUAAUUUAUUUAAAGGAUAAGUAAUGAUGGAAAUAUUUCAAUAUUGGCACAAUAGCGGUAAGUAUUACUUUUUAGAGAUAAAAUUAUUUGAUAAGCUUCAGAUUUUUUACUUAAACAUCAAGAAUGUAAUCUAAAUGAUAUAUUAACUGACAAAAGGAAGUUACUAUAUAUAGUAUAGCAAUUUCAAUUACUACUUUUACAAUUAAAUUAAUUCCGUGCCUAUAAUUUUAAGAUAAUUACACAAUUAGCUUUAUGAAUGAAAAGUGCUUUUAUACAUUUGUAAA